Labeo rohita (rohu) is the source of this 2368-nucleotide messenger RNA. RefSeq names its product LUC7 domain-containing protein. The transcript has 10 exons. NCBI's taxonomy places the organism in Eukaryota, Metazoa, Chordata, Actinopteri, Cypriniformes, Cyprinidae. The record is from RefSeq and is a predicted model, not a curated record. Bases 542 to 1801 code for a protein of 419 amino acids. Gene Ontology annotation, biological process: mRNA splice site recognition. Gene Ontology annotation, molecular function: mRNA binding. Gene Ontology annotation, cellular component: U1 snRNP; U2-type prespliceosome.
GAGCUCUGCGGCACUUCCUCGAGGCCGCGUAACCAAGCGGGAGCUGCGUGCGCGGGUCGGAAGUCUCAUUCCGAGAGGAGAAAAAGAAAUAAAACAAUAAAACAACAACAAACAAACACUGUCAAAACUUUGCGAAUAUGGACCACUACACUAAAUAUUAGACAGCGGAUUGAUAAAGCAGCGCUAGGACUGAUAAAUAAGCGCACAAAAGGCGGAUUGAGGGGCGUUGGGAGAAGAGUUCACGUUAGCCGCUGCUGCUAACACACGAGACUAACUUACUGAUUUAUUAUUGACUGAUUUCAGCCUCAUUUCAGCUAUAAACUGCGCCUUCUGGGGGAUUUGAAACACAGACGUGUGCGUGGUGUUAGUAGAAAGUGUGUUAGUGAGUUUAGGAGGCGGUUUGUCUUGUUUUCGGCGGCCGUUGGUUCCGAGGCCUGCUGUAUGAGGAGAUAGUUUAACAGGUUAGCUAAACGAGUCCGAUCACUGAGUUUAACUCAUCAGCCAGGUAUAUUGACACGUGUAGAGAGGUAAACAGGUGAAGAUGUCGGCCCAGGCGCAGAUGAGAGCUAUGCUGGACCAGCUCAUGGGCACUGGCAGAGAUGGGGACACGAUGAGACAGCGGAUCAAGUUCACGGACGAGCGGGUGUGUAAGAGUCAUCUGCUGGAGUCGUGUCCGCAUGACAUACUGUCUGGAACCCGCAUGGAUCUGGGAGAGUGUGUGAAGAUUCACGAUCUCGCUUUGAGAGCAGAUUAUGAGAUCGCAUCUAAACAGCAGGAGUAUUUCUUUGAACUGGAUGCCGCAGAGCAUCUACAGUCCUUCAUCGCAGACUGUGACCGAAGAACCGAACUGGCCAAGAAACGGUUGGCCGAAACACAGGAAGAGAUCAGCGCCGAGGUGGCUGCCAAGGCGGAGCGUGUGCACGAGCUGAACGAGGAGAUCGGGAAGCUGUUGGCGCGUGCGGAGCAGCUUGGUGGCGAGGGGAACGUGGACGAGGCUCAGCAGGUGCUGGAGAAGGUGGAGAAAACACGCACCCUGAAGAAAGAGGCAGAGGACAUCUACCGCAACUCUAUGCCGGCCUCCAGCUUUCAGCAGCAGAAGCUGCGGGUGUGUGAGGUUUGUUCCGCCUACCUCGGCCUCCACGACAACGACCGCCGCCUCGCCGACCACUUUGGAGGGAAACUUCAUUUAGGUUUUAUUGAAAUCCGCGAAAAACUUGACAAACUGAGGAAAGCUGUGACGGAGAAACAGGAGCGCAUGCGCAUGAGGAGAAGAGAGGAGCGUGACAGAGAAGAGGAGCGAGCCAGAGAGUGGGAGAUGGAGAGGGAGAGAGAGAGAGAACGCGAGAGGGAGCGAGAGAGAGAAAGAGAGAGAGAGCGCGAGCGGGAGAGAGACAGAGAGAGAGAACGCAGGAGGUCCAGAUCCAGAAGUGGUGAACGAUAUCGGGAAGGAGGAAGCUCAUCUUCCCAUCGUUCUCGUCGGCAUCGUGAGGAUGGAGAGCGGGAACGAGACAGGGAGAGGAAACACAGACACAAAGACCGCCAUCGCUCUCGCUCCCACUCACACAGGAGCAAAAGGAAGAGGUCUUCACACACCAGAGAGCAGGAGCAGCCUCUGUCUCAGGAGAGAUGGCGGGAGAACGCCACAGAGGAGAGAUGGUGGGACAACGGACGCAGGGACAUGGAGAGAGAAAGAUCCCCCGUCUCCCCGGACAUGAGCCGAAUGAGAGAGCGGGAGAGAUCCGUGUCGCUGGAGAGAGAACAGCGCUCCAGCUCCGAGGAGAGAGAGUCCGGGGAGAUCUAGAGGAAUUGAUUCAGAUACUUUACAUACUGUAGCUACCGAUCCCUGCUCCGCCUCGUAGCCGGCAGUCGCCCACACUGAUCUGUCAAUAACCGGAUGCGCGUUUCAUCCGGUUACUCAUACAUCAGUAGAAAGCUCCGCGGCUACAGAGAGGAAGCCAGUCACAGAUUGUGUGCGCAUGUGUGUGUGAGAGUGUGUGUUUGUGUGAGAGAGACCAGCAUCAUUAUUUUGAGAUACAGAUGACGCCUCCGACAGCAAGCGUUACACUCUUUGAUCUAGUUGAUCCAAACUAGUCAGCAAACCAAAAGAACAUUUGACAGAAGUGUUGUAGAGGGGAAAGAGCGCGUUUAGAAGUAGUUUAUUUUUUAUGUUGCAAAAAAGAGGUGGUUGAAGGAAAGCCUGCAGGAAUUUAAAAACGCCACCGAAGACUUUUCCAUCCUUUUAAACUGGUUCUUGUUUUCCUUUUUUAACAAUUAAAGCUCCUUAAAUGAUUUUGAUGUGGAUAUUAUUUUCUCCUGUUUUUUCCUCUGAUUUCAUUUGAUAUGAAUAUAAAUGCAGAGCUGAACUGAG